AUGGAGAAUUUAUACAGGCGGAAAAUAGUACCUAAUCCGCUGUGCCCUCUUUGCAAACAGGAAGCCGAAACAGUCGAGCACACCCUGCUGCUAUGCUCCUGGACGACAAGGAUAUGGAAAGCCGCCCCUCUGCACAUCAAAGUGUCCCGAAUAGGGUUAACCAGGUUCGACGAAUGGCUGUACAUGGUAAAAAAAAACCAAACUAGUGCAAAAAAGUUCGACCUUAUCACGGUUACCCUCUGGAGCAUUUGGAAAGACCGCAAUCAGUUCAUAUAUGGCCAUCGCCCUCUGCACCCACAGCAAACGAUUCUUAAAGCCGAGGCUCUACACGAGAGCUUCUCCACUUGGAACAACAAAAAGAAAGGAGACCAACACAGCGAUACCAUACCUCAAAGAUGGAAGCCCCCAUCCCCUGAAUCGCUGAAAAUUAACAUCGACGCCUCAUUUCUCCCAAGCAGCGAUGACGAACCAGAAUCAAGAGGAUACAGGGGAGGAAGCGAGAACAGAGGAGCCAUAGCCUGCUUGUGUCGCGACUCCAGCGGACGGGUUGUUGAUGGAUUUGCGAAACUAGUGGCUGCGUCCACGACAGAACAUGCGGAGGCCAUCGCCCUUCUCGAAACCCUAAUUUUCCUCUCUAACCGAACUCACCUUUCUUUGGAAGUGGUAUCCGACUGUCUCCCACUCGUGCACAGUUGCAACACUCUCGAAGACUUCAGUUGGGAAGCAAAGUCUACGGUGAGCCGGGCCAGAACAAAAAUGAAGCUGUUUCGGGCCAUUUCCCUGGCCCAUUGCAAAAGGGAAUCAAACCAGCCAGCGGAUUGGCUGGCGAAAGCUUGCAGGAACAAUACUCUUCCACAAAAUUGGCUUCAGAAUACCCCACCUGCCCUGUUUGAUUUACUAUGUGCUGAUGGUUUUAAUGUAUUUUCUCCAUAUAUGACUUAG
Molecule: messenger RNA, 942 nt
Organism: Eucalyptus grandis
Lineage: Eukaryota; Viridiplantae; Streptophyta; Magnoliopsida; Myrtales; Myrtaceae
Exons: 1
Coding region: 1-942 (313 amino acids)
Molecular function (GO): RNA-DNA hybrid ribonuclease activity; nucleic acid binding
Source: RefSeq, a predicted model, not a curated record